This is a messenger RNA of Monodelphis domestica (gray short-tailed opossum), 6649 nucleotides long. RefSeq names its product ankyrin repeat domain 28 (gene ANKRD28). NCBI's taxonomy places the organism in Eukaryota, Metazoa, Chordata, Mammalia, Didelphimorphia, Didelphidae. Gene Ontology annotation, molecular function: protein binding. The record is from RefSeq and is a predicted model, not a curated record.
AAUUGGUUUGAAUAACUGUUUAGCAUGAAAGGGUUAAAUGGUUUCUAUACAGUAACAUAUGAAAGCAGUUAAGCUGUUUGGAACUGUUUACUUGCAUAAAUGGAUGUUAGUCAGCAGAGGCAGUAUAUCAGCAUACCAGAUUUCUUUGUGGCUUUUAGUGGAAAAUGUUAACGCUCAUUUUUCAGCUGAAGAAUUUUUUAGUUUAAUUUGAAUUAGUCACAGACCUGGCAUGAGCAUUCUCAUUGUGAAGACUUUACAAAUGUGGCCUUUUUCGGGGGAGGGGGGAUGGCUAGAGGAAGUUACAUCCUAAGCAGUGGCUCAGUUCUGUGGUAAGUGUAACAUGUGAGCAUUACUAGGCAUUUUAUCCUGCAGGUCUGCAGUCUGCUCUUCAGACCAGGCUCAGUUGGAAUGCUGCUAUGGAGCUGAUUUUUCAGGUCCUGUGGUUGUUUUUUCGUCUUUCUUUCUAAUGAUUAGUUCAUUGAAGGGGUUUGUGGUUUUUGCAAGAUCAUCUACUGAACAUAAGAACAUCUGAAAUCUACUAAAAAGGUCAGCCGUAGAAGGAAACUGGAUUGGCACCAACCCAGAUGUUUGAAUAAAAGAGUUGUCGGAAAGAAGAUGCACGGAGGAUUUUUCUCCCCCUGAAGGAGGACUCUGUAAUGGAAGCUGGAAUCACGCAGAGAUCAAAGGAAAUGCUCAAGUGAUAAACUACUUUGUGGAGGAAAAGACUGAAGCAGUGAUUUGAACAGUAAUUUGAGCUCCAUAGCUUCUUCAAACCGUAAAGUUCUUUUUUUUUGGGGGGGGGGGUUGCUAAUAACAUUCUUGUGGGUUGUUUGCUAGAGCCACCACAGCCAACUACUGCUUGAUGGAGGAAGAAUGAAGGCUCUGCAUUGCCUGUGCUACUGAUGAAAACAGCUAUCUGCAUUUUUGUCAUUUAGGAAAUCUGGAUUAAACGGGCUAUAUUUUAAUACCAAGAAUCUUAUUAUUGUCCCUCAUGGUCUGACUCAUCGCGUGUAAAUGUACUGCAGCUUUGCUCUUAAUGCAGAAGAGUGGUUUUAUUUUUUAAAACAUAGAAAGAAUUGUCAACCUCGGAGCUCUAUGUUCUGAAUUUGUGCUGAGCACAGAUAAAUUUUUUCUGGAGUAUAUCAGCUAUAAGACUAAUGAAGUUCAAGAAAUGAAAUCUUGACUAAAAGUGGAGAUAGAAUAGCAAGAUUUAAAAAUUUUUAUUUUCACCUCAAAGAAAGCCAGCCAUACACAACCAAAUUGACCUUGCCCAAAUUGAGGGUAGCUGGGAUCCACUGUCACUGCAGUUGCCUCUCUUUUCAGUUUAUACAAAGUGGUGUCAUGUCACCCCAAACAAUGACUUCUCUGUACUAAUAAAAUUCUUUUGUGAAGAAAAGUGAUCCUAAAGAGGCAUAAUUUGUAAAGGGUAACUUUUCAAAUGAAUUUAGACUUUAUCUGGGAUUAGUUUACAAAGGUUCUUUUUUUGUUUGUUUUGUUUUACUAAUAAUUUAGAUAGUAAAGAACUGGAGACUUUCAACAGAAUAAAAGAAUUUGGCCAUUUUAAAGAUUCUUAAAAAGGGAUCAGUUACCACUGGAAAAACUGAAGUUUGGAUUAACUUAAAUGCUAGCUAUAGUGUAUACAGAGAAUGUUUGCAAGUGUGUACAGAAGAAGACAUACUACUUGUGCUAUACCAACUGUGAAAUAGUGUUUUAAACGAAUGAGUCGGGUGUGUAUUGUUGUUUUGGAGGAGAUAGAAGAUGAAUCUCCAUCAUUUGUUUCUAAAUUGCCUCAGGAAAAUAAAUUCCUCCCAUCUCCUGCUUCUGGAAAUAUAUUGCCAUCACUGGUUCAAGCUAUAUUUAAUGGAGAUCCUGAUGAAGUUCGAGCACUAAUAUUUAAGAAAGAAGAUGUUAACUUUCAGGACAAUGAAAAGAGGACACCAUUACAUGCAGCUGCUUAUUUGGGAGAUGCAGAGAUUAUUGAACUACUUAUUUUAUCUGGAGCUAGAGUUAAUGCCAAAGACAGCAAAUGGCUGACUCCUUUGCACAGAGCAGUUGCAUCUUGUAGUGAGGAAGCUGUCCAGGUAUUGUUGAAACAUUCAGCAGAUGUUAAUGCCCGUGAUAAAAAUUGGCAAACUCCUUUACACAUAGCUGCUGCAAACAAAGCUGUUAAAUGUGCUGAAGCUUUGGUUCCUCUCCUGAGUAAUGUAAAUGUAUCUGAUAGAGCUGGCAGGACAGCUUUACAUCAUGCAGCAUUCAGUGGACAUGUUGAGAUGGUCAAUUUGUUGCUGUCCAGAGGUGCCAAUAUAAAUGCAUUUGACAAGAAAGACAGACGUGCUAUUCAUUGGGCAGCAUAUAUGGGUCACAUUGAAGUUGUAAAAUUGCUUGUAACUCAUGGAGCUGAAGUCACAUGUAAAGAUAAGAAGUCAUACACACCACUUCAUGCUGCUGCAUCUAGUGGAAUGAUCAGUGUUGUAAAGUAUCUUCUAGACCUUGGUGUUGAUAUGAAUGAACCAAAUGCCUAUGGAAAUACACCUCUUCAUGUAGCCUGCUAUAAUGGGCAAGACGUUGUUGUGAAUGAACUCAUAGACUGUGGUGCUCAUGUAAAUCAGAUGAAUGAAAAAGGAUUUACUCCCUUACACUUUGCUGCAGCAUCAACACAUGGUGCCCUGUGUUUGGAACUCCUGGUUGGUAAUGGGGCAGAUGUGAACAUGAAGAGCAAAGAUGGAAAGACACCAUUGCACAUGACAGCAAUCCAUGGCAGAUUCUCAAGAUCACAAACCAUUAUCCAGAGUGGAGCAGAAAUAGACUGUAAAGAUAAGAAUGGAAAUACUCCUUUGCACAUAGCAGCUCGAUAUGGCCAUGAGCUACUUAUCAACACUCUCAUUACAAGUGGUGCUGACACAGCAAAGCGGGGCAUACAUGGAAUGUUCCCUCUGCAUUUGGCAGCAUUAAGUGGCUUCUCAGAUUGUUGUAGGAAACUUCUUUCUUCAGGAUUUGACAUAGAUACUCCAGAUGAUUUUGGCAGGACCUGUCUUCAUGCUGCUGCAGCUGGGGGGAAUUUGGAAUGCCUAAAUCUUCUACUCAAUACUGGCUCAGACUUCAACAAAAAGGAUAAAUUUGGGAGAACGCCACUCCACUAUGCUGCAGCCAACUGUAACUACCAGUGCCUGUUUGCUCUCGUGGGGUCAGGAGCCAGUGUGAAUGAUCUGGAUGAGAGAGGUUGCACACCCCUGCACUACGCAGCCACCUCAGAUACAGAUGGCAAGUGCCUGGAAUACUUACUAAGAAAUGAUGCAAAUCCAGGAAUCCGUGACAAGCAAGGAUACAAUGCGGUUCAUUAUUCUGCUGCUUAUGGUCACCGUUUGUGUCUAGAAUUGAUUGCCAGUGAAACUCCCUUAGAUGUCCUAAUGGAAACCUCCGGUAUGGAUAUGCUAAAUGAUUCAGAUAACAGAGCACCAAUAAGCCCUUUGCACUUAGCUGCCUAUCAUGGUCAUCAUCAAGCACUAGAAGUGUUGGUACAAUCUUUGUUAGAUCUUGAUGUACGAAACAACAAUGGAAGAACACCCUUAGACCUGGCAGCUUUUAAAGGCCAUGUUGAGUGUGUGGACGUGCUCAUUAAUCAGGGAGCAUCAAUCUUAGUCAAAGAUUAUGUUGUGAAGAGAACACCUAUACACGCUGCAGCAACCAAUGGUCAUUCCGAGUGUUUACGGUUAUUAAUAGGGAAUGCAGAGCCACAGAAUGCAGUGGACAUUCAAGAUGGAAAUGGACAGACUCCCCUGAUGUUGUCUGUUCUGAAUGGACACACAGACUGUGUUUAUUCACUAUUGAACAAAGGAGCAAAUGUAGAUGCCAAAGAUAAAUGGGGAAGGACAGCAUUGCAUAGAGGGGCAGUUACAGGCCAUGAAGAAUGUGUAGAUGCACUGCUUCAACAUGGGGCCAAGUGUUUACUGCGGGACAGUAGGGGUCGAACACCUAUACACUUGUCAGCAGCCUGUGGUCAUAUUGGUGUUCUUGGAGCACUGUUACAGGCAGCAGUAUCUGCAGAAGCCAUUCCUGCCAUCACAGACAAUCAUGGCUAUACAUCGCUUCACUGGGCCUGCUAUAAUGGACAUGAAACCUGUGUUGAACUUCUCUUGGAACAGGAAGUCUUCCAGAAAAUGGAAGGAAAUUCUUUCAGCCCAUUACAUUGUGCCGUGAUAAAUGACAAUGAAGGUGCUGCUGAAAUGUUAAUUGAUACUUUGGGCACUGGCAUUGUAAAUUCAACGGAUACAAAAGGAAGAACCCCUCUUCAUGCAGCUGCCUUUACAGAUCAUGUAGAGUGUUUACAGCUGCUCCUCAGCCAUAAUGCACAAGUGAAUUCUGUAGAUUCUUCGGGGAAAACACCUCUAAUGAUGGCUGCAGAAAAUGGACAGACAAAUACUGUUGAGAUGCUGGUUAGCAGUGCUAAUGCAGACUUGACUCUACAAGACAACAGUAAAAACACAGCUCUCCAUUUGGCAUGCAGUAAGGGUCAUGAAACUAGUGCCUUGUUAAUCCUGGAAAAGAUAACAGAUAGAAACCUCAUCAAUGCAACCAAUGCAGCUUUGCAAACACCCUUACAUGUUGCUGCCCGAAAUGGACUCACAGUUGUAGUGCAAGAACUUUUGGGGAAAGGUGCAAGUGUGCUUGCUGUGGAUGAAAAUGGAUAUACCCCAGCUCUGGCCUGUGCUCCCAAUAAGGAUGUGGCUGAUUGUCUAGCCCUCAUUCUGGCCACCAUGAUGCCUGUUUCAUCAAGUAGCACAAUACCAUCCCUAACGUUCAGUGCCAUUAACCAUUUCUCUAACUCCUCAAAAACGGUGACCUUUGACUCCUUGCCAAUCAUGCGGAGUGAACAUAGCUCUUACUGCAGUUUCAACAACGUUAGCGGGGAAGAUGGCUAUCCUUACACAGAAGAUGACGAGCUCAAUGAUUCCGAUUCGGAGACUUACUGACAGGCUUCUGUGGAUGUGUGAAGACUGAGUCCCUAAUGUUUAAAAAGAAGGCUUUUUUCGGGAAAAAGCACUCAGAGUUCAAAAAUAAGAUCAGCUUAAAAGAAAAGAGCUAAUGGAGGAUGAUCCACACACUGACAUGUAGAGGAAGAGUUUUUAAACACAAGUUUUACAAAAGGAGCUACUUGCCUAAAGCCUUGAAGUGGACUUGAAAUUCAGAACUAAAAGGACCAUCUAAACGACUUCGUUUAAUUUGGUUUUGAGGUGGAAGGUGUAAUUUUGGAACACUUAAAUAUGCUGGUCUGUGUAGACAAGCAACACUAUUGUACAAGAAAAAAGGACACUACAUUUAAAUCUUAUCAAUAAAACUAAUAGAAUUUGAAGGCAAUAAAAGUUUGGUACAAGUAGGCAUUGUUGCACAGCAAAUUGCCAAAGGACCAAAUAACUUAAAGGUUUUUUAAUCUAAUAACUUUUUGUGGAAACUGGAAUAUGUUCAUUGAAAACUUAUCUAAACCAAACUUUAAUAUUUCUAAAAAAUGAAGUUCAAAUUUGGUUUUAAAGUUUGAUUUUUUAAAAAAAAUAAGCAAAAAUCUGAAAGCCUUCUGACACUGUAUUUAAAUGUACAAUGAGAGAAAGCAGAUGUAUUUUUAAGUUUGUUUUUUUCUUUUAGAUAAAAUUUUAAAGAAAAAUUGUCAUACUUUUAUAAUGUUAAAAUUGAAAACCAGCUAACUGAUGCAGUCAGGGUGAUACAUGUACAGUGUAAAAAAUAGGGGGGAGAGGCCAACACAAUUAUUGUUGCACAGUUUUGAAGGUUAUGUUUAGAAUCUAAAAUUGAGCUAUUGUUAUUUAAAAUGUGUUGAAAAGACUUCUACAAGAGAGGGAAACAAAUUGGAAGGUCAUUUCUUGACACCCUGUUGCAGCUGUCUGGUCCUAGAAAAUGGAUUUUUUUUCCCAAUAACUUAUCCACUUUUUUAUAACAUGUACAUUGGUUACCGAAAUUAUUUUUAUUCCUCCGUAUUGCAUUUAUUUUCCAUUAUUUAAAUCCUAGAAUAUGAUUUUUUUAAAUGAUCAAAAAAGAAUAUCCCCUUUUACCCAAAAGUAUAAUGUCAGGUUCUUUGGAAGAAUUAUUUGUUGUAUAACAUUUUAAAAAUAUGAUAAACAUGUAGAUUCUGUUCAGACAUGUGUUUUAUAACACAUCAUUGUUAAGGGAAAGGAGGAAGAGGGUGGGAGGGAGUGGACUGCUGGAAAUUUCUUGACAAAUAGAAAAGUUUCACAACUUUUAAAGGAAAACUAAAGGUUAGACUAUUAGGAAGGUAACUAUUUGGUUCUGCUUCAAGUGAAAUUGCUCAAAGACAUGCAAAGUCAUCUUGCAUUUCCAGAGGAAGUACAAUAAGUUGCAGCAAAUUGAUUCCCAAUUUCAAUUUAUCCUUUUUUUUUAAAUCUGGAACUGGAAACCUUAAUGCCAUUGUAAAUUAUCAGCUGGUUUUCUGAACAUCAAGUGUGAAAACACAGAACAGUAUUUUGAUCUAUUUGAUAAUUUUGUGGGGUUUUUGAAGAAUUAAUGAGCAUGUACAUAGAAAUAGUGACUGCUUGAAUACUGUAUUUACUUGCACUCUUUCAGUACAUCAAGAUUCCUGUAUAUUUUACGGAGUAUAAUAAAACCCAGAUGUGAGUUGUAUUUA